UCCAAAAUGGCGGCCGUGAAUGGUGAAAGCGUGCGCGAUGAAUCUCAAGAAGAAUCGUCAACCUGGACGCAUGAAAAGGAGCUCAAAUUGUUUGAAAAAGUCGAUGAAUACUUGGCAGAUGGUGAAGAAAGGAAAGAAAUUUACGUUAAAGAUAUUAAAUGGAGUGAUAUUGCAUUCGAUAAUUUCACCACAGACGAGGUUCACAAACGCUGGAGAAUCUUGACGUUACGGGUCAGAAAAAUGAGAAAUGCUAAAGAGAUUCUCGAGGAUGCGAAGCAAAGGGCGGUAGAUAAACACGCCAAUGCAGGAUCUAGGAAAAGAAAAAUAGAUGAUGCGCUCCCAAAAGCACCCUUAUCAGCCUAUCUCCUAUUUAGCAAGGAAAGACGACCGCAGAUGGCCGAGAAAUACUCAGAUCUGAACAAUAAGCAAUUGCUGGCCAAAAUUGGUAAGAAGUGGAGGAAGCUCAGCGCAGAAAAGAAAAAAAAGUAUCACGACGAUUACUUGGAGAAUAAAAAGAAAUACGAGAGCGCAUUGAUGCAGUAUUUCAUUGAAAACUUUCCAGAAGAAAAGGCUCCCAAGACCGCAUUUGAAUUUUGGUCUUCUAAGAUGAAGAAAGAAAUCAAAGAAGAGCAUCCCGACAUAUCGGAUAAAAAGUUAAAUAAAAAGCUCAGAAAGAGAUGGGAGAGGCUAGAAGAUGAAGAGAAGGAAGAGUGGGAGAAAAAAUCUAAACAAGAGAUGGAUAAGUAUCUAAGAAAAAUGAGAAAGCGAGUCAGAGUUUGAAAGGAAAUGUGGAAAGAUUUCAGCCCUGUACCAUUCCAAAAC
Molecule: messenger RNA, 822 nt
Organism: Pocillopora damicornis (cauliflower coral)
Lineage: Eukaryota; Metazoa; Cnidaria; Anthozoa; Scleractinia; Pocilloporidae
Product: nucleolar transcription factor 1
Source: RefSeq, a predicted model, not a curated record